UAUGGAUAAACAAUUGUUUUUCAAAUCCGGCCUUAUCGGCCCAAAGGGCCAACGGCCCUUCAGGUUCUCGACUAUAGGGAGAGGCCCCGGGACUGUCAGACAAAAAAGGGAAAAAAAACUGACAGGUCUUUGAGAAUUAUUUAUUUAUUGGGUUGCAUGUUCGGUGAUUAUUCCGGGCCCGGCGCUUCCCCGGAAAAUAGGAAAGAAACUAGGAUAAGCAAAAGAACAAAGUGGAGAAAGCCACCACCAGAUAAUUGCUCACAGCUACCUUUUGCCCACUUUACCAAUCAAAGUGGUCCAUUUGCGCUUAGACCGUAUGAUGGGAGACUAUCACGUACGGUUUUGAAUCAGGGGCGUCAGAGGAAAUUCCACAUCUACUGUAACCGUUAUGAAUAUUUUUUCAAGUUGUCUAUGUUGCCAAGAAAUAGUUCCAAAACACGAGUAAGAAACCGGUGUAUUUUCACAAGGCGCCCUCGUUCCGUAUAUAAGUUAUUUCGCAUUUCUCGUAUAGUUUUUCGUAAAUAUUUUAUUUUAGGUGCUUUCUCCUUUGGAAUAUUAUUGUUUGGUUGUUCUAUGAUUUUUGGGUUUACUGGAGUUCUCUCUUCGCCCAACGGCUUUCCCUUUGGUUUCCCUACAUAAAAUUUUUUCUACCCAAAUCUUCAUCCGUCUGCCGUGCGAGCUGACACUGCUCUAACAACCG
Marchantia polymorpha subsp. ruderalis is the source of this 700-nucleotide messenger RNA. The record is from the annotation of a GenBank genome assembly. Lineage: Eukaryota; Viridiplantae; Streptophyta; Marchantiopsida; Marchantiales; Marchantiaceae.